This is a messenger RNA of Prionailurus viverrinus (fishing cat), 9726 nucleotides long. RefSeq names its product marker of proliferation Ki-67 (gene MKI67). The record is from RefSeq and is a predicted model, not a curated record. Gene Ontology annotation, molecular function: protein binding. Gene Ontology annotation, biological process: regulation of mitotic nuclear division; regulation of chromosome segregation. Bases 242 to 8488 code for a protein of 2748 amino acids. NCBI's taxonomy places the organism in Eukaryota, Metazoa, Chordata, Mammalia, Carnivora, Felidae. The transcript is spliced from 15 exons. Gene Ontology annotation, cellular component: nucleus; chromosome.
AGGCUGGGCCACCUGGUCGCCGGCGAGGGCGACGGCGGGGGGUGGGGGUAGUGAGGACUGCGGCGGAGGUGGCCGCGGGCGGUGUCCGUCCCUGGAGCGCGGGGCGGGCUGUGGACGCCGGUGGAAGAGUCGCUGGCUUUUCCGGGUGAGGACUGGCAUGUUCCUGCAUCAAGUUUGCUUCCGCAGACCUUUUGAUGCCUGACCUUCCUAUACCGAUUACACUCAACAUCUUGUUUAGAAAAUGGGUCCUACAGGACGCCUUGUUACCAUCAAAAGGAGCGGGGCGGACGGCCCCCACUUUCCACUGAGCCUCAGCACCUGCUUGUUUGGAAGGGGUAUUGAAUGUGACAUUCGCAUCCAGCUCCCUGUAGUCUCAAAACAACAUUGCAAAAUUGAAAUCAAUGGGCGGGAGGCAAUGCUGUUUAAUUUCAGUUCCACGAAUCCAACACAAGUCAAUGGAUCUACCAUUGAGGGACCUGUACAACUAAAGCAUGGAGAUGUGAUCACUGUUGUUGACCGUUCCUUCAGGUACGAAAAUGAAAGUCACGAGGACAGAAGGAAGUCAACUGAAUUCCCAGGACAAAGACGCAAACAGGAAUCUCUGCAUCGAGUCUCAAGAUCUAGCCUCUCUUCCGACCCUGACGGGAAGCUUCAAGAUUCCGAUGCCCGUUCAAGAGCCUCUGAAGACAGUGUUUCAGGAAGGCCUCUGAAGAAUGUCCAAGCAGCGGGCACGGUCUCUGGUGGCUGUGAGGACCGGGUUGCAAGCAGAACACCUAAUGUCGUUCAUCCCUCGGAACUUGCUGGAGGUAACUCCAGAAAUACCACGGAUCCUACAGGCAGGGAUUCUAAGGAAGAUUUCAGCAUAACGUUAGCGAGCUGUAAAGGAGACCUGAAGCCUUUACCCUCUACGCGGGGUCUGGAGAAUGGUGCAAACAAUGAAUCUCCCUUUAAGAAGCUUUACGAGUCAAUGAAGGAAGAACUUGAUGCGAAAUCAGAAAAAGGAGAUGUGCUACAGAGCGGUAAAAAAUCCGGAACGCGGAGUCAUCGCCCACCAGAGAAGGAAUGUUCUGGUGGUUUACAAGGUGGGACACAAGUCCCAGUGUCACUUAAAUCCAGACCUAGGUCGGGUCGGAGCACCCAAAUGAAGGCAGAUCCUGCUUUGGGAGAACAAAGUAUUAGCCAGACCGAGGACAGGAGACAAGGUGAGGAGGCUGGGGAGACUCCCAAGGAGACCAGGGGUCCCAUCGUCCCUCCUGAGGAGAUGACAGAAACCAAGACCCUGGCACAACGUUCCCCGCAGACCUCGCGGAAACGUCAGCGUGAAGACAUGACGGUCGCCGGCGGAAGUGCGUCUGUGAAUUUGGAUCAAAAGGAAGGCUUCAGGACAGAUGAUAAUAAGACGUUUACUCCUAGGAAGUCCUUAACCAGAAACCAAACACCCGCUAAAGUCGAAAACGCUGAUAAUUUUGGAGAUACACCAGAAAACCUCUUUUCCAAAAGGAGGAGGAGUAUUCCUACCAGUGUGGACAUUCUUACGCCAGAACCAGAAACUCAGAAUCACGCGAUUUUAGCUCCGUUGCCCGUUCAAGUUGAAAGGAAGAUUCCAAACAGUUCCGUCCACCAGCCUGAGAAAGUGGGCGCCACCGUGGGGCGCAUGCACUCUGGGUUACCUGGUCGUAGUUCAGUUGAUACAAGCAACUUUGGAGACUCCAUCAAUAAGACUGAGGGAACACCCCUGAAAAGAAGGCGGGUCUCCUUCGGUGGUCGUCUGAAGCCGGAGUUAUUUGAUGAAAACUUACCUCCUAAUACACCUCUCAAGAGAGGAGAAACACCCAGAAGGUCACUUGUAAGCCACACUCCACCUGUCCUGAAGAAAAUCAUCAAGGUAGGGUCAACGGACCGUCCUCAAGCAUCGGGAAAAGAAGAUUCUUCCGGACUCCAUUUGGAAGUGACCGCACAACCGCAGUUCGCGGGAUCUCCAGCUCGUGAUCCGACCGGGACUUCUCCAGGUGCCCGUGACCCACGUCGCAGGUCACCCAAGGCGUCCUCGGUCUCCCGCGGCAGCAAAUCUCAUCACACGGAUGUUCCUAAGAGGGGAGGCAGGAAGAGCGGUGGCUUGCUUUCAAAGAGAACCUCCAUCGACCGGAGCCAGCAUGACAUCUUGCAGAGGAUUUAUUCCAAAAGAAGGAGCGGAGCUUCUGAAGCCAAUUUAGUCGUGGCGAAGUCGUGGGCGGACGUAGUGAAACUCGGGGCCAAACAGACCCAGGCUAAAGCGGUCAAACACGGCCCCCAGCGACAGCCGAGCAAAAGGCCAAGAAAAGCGAACACUCCGAAGACGCCUGUUAGCGGCGUUCACAGUGAGUUUAGUACAGGCCAUGCCAACUCUCCUUGUACCAUAAUAAUAGGGAAAGCUCACCUUGAAAAAGUAAAUGUGCCUGCCCGGCCCUACAGAAUGCUCAACAACUUUGUCAUCAACAAGAAGAUGGACUUCAAUGAAGAUCUGUCAGGGUUAACUGAAAUGUUCCAGACUCCAGCAGCGAAAGUGAAGCCACAGACGAUGAGCCUGCGUCCCAGCGCUUUCUCAGAUUCAGAGGACGUUGUCAGAAAAGAGUUUCAAGUACCUGACUCGGGAGAAAAACCUCUGCUAUGCACGUCAGAAACUUUUGGAGAGAAUGUAUUCCCCGUGACUCAGAAUGGACCGCAAGAGCCGUCUGAUAAAAGCCUCGCGAGCCCUGUCCUCAGACGUCAGAGUGUCAGAGUAAAUGUGAACAUUGAGAAAACUCCGGGAUCGGGGGCUCCGAAGGCCACGUCAGGCGCCAACAGGCUUCGAAGGUCCGUGGGGCCCAGAAGUAUACAGAUGCCAGGAGCAGGGCGCAAGGACGAAGAAGCCAAGAUGGACACCGUGGAGAAUGUUCCGGGACGACUUCUGAGGAAGACCCCGCAACGAGAACAGAAACUGGAGGGAGCAGCGAAGGAACAGGAGAGCUAUUUUGAAGCGAGUGAGAACGAUACCGAGCCAAAGGAAAAUUCUGAAGAGGUGGUCGCAGUGAGGAGAUCGAGAAGAUAUUCAGAGCAAAACCAGGAACCAGCUGCAGACCUGACCCCCCUCAAGACAUGGCAAGACACAGAACCCAAGGAAGACCUGGGAGGCAUCCAAGGUCUCCUCCGCACGCCCAUUCGUGUGCAGGAACCAAAGGAGGCUGAGAUUAAAACCGCCGAAAAGCGCCAGAAAUCUUCAAAGUUGGAACUAGCUGGCACGCCAGCCGCAAUGAGCAUACAGCUUGAGACCCCUCCGCAGAAAGCGGACCUGGAGGAAGAGCCCCUGGCUCUCGGGAAGCCCAUCCAGAUGCCAGGAGGAAGCACACACUCACACGGAGAACCUGCAGGUGGUGAUAGAAACAGCGGAUUGUUUAAUAGAACUCCAGAGCAGAAGCUGAGCCCUGCAGAAAAACUACCUGGAAGCAAGAGGCGGCCAAGAACACCCAAGAAAAAGAAUCAUUCUCUAGAAGACCUGGCUGGACUCAGAGAGCUCUUUCAAACCCCAAGCCACACAGAUAAACCAAUGACUGGUCACCAAACCACCAAAGCACCCUGCAAAUCUCCGCUACCAGGACCAGGCAACACGCCAGCGAGUCAAAAGAAGCGGCUUGAGACCCCUCCCCAGAAAGUGGGCCUGGAGGAAGAACCCUCUGCUCUCAGGAAGCCCACCCAGACGCCAGGGGAAAGCACAAACUCACACAGAGAACCCGGAGGUGAUGAUGAAGACAUCAACUUGUUUAACAAAACUCCAGGGCAGAAACCAAAUCCUGCAGUAACUAGAAGCAAGAGGCGGCCAAGAACACCCAAGAAGAAGGCCCAUUCUCUAGAAGACCUGGCUGGACUCAGAGAGCUCUUUCAGACCCCAAACCACACAGAUAAACCAAUGGCUGAUGACCCAACUACCAAAGCACCCUGCAAAUCUCCCCUAGCAGAGCUAGUCAACACACCCGCAAGUCGCAGGAGACUGUGCAAGACCCCUCCGCAGAAAGUGGACCUGGAGGAAGAAGCCUCGGCUUUCCAGAAGUCCACCCAGAUGCCAGGGGAAAGCCCACACAAACAGAGAGAGCCAGUAGGUGGUGAUGAAUACAUCGGAUUGUUCAAGGAAACCCCAAAGCAGGAACUGGACCCUGCAGAAAAUGUAGCUGGAAGCAAGAGGCAGUCAAGAACACCCAAGAAAAAGGUCCAGUCCCUAGAAGAACUGGUUGGCCUCAAAGAGCUUUUCCAGACCCCAGAGCACACUCCAGACCCUGUGACUGUUGACCAAACCACCAGAGUUCCCUGCAAAUCUCCACGAGCAGAACCAGUCAACACGCCAGCAAGUAGAAAUAGGCGGCUCAAGACCCCUCAGAAAGUGGACCUGGAGGAAGAGCCCUCUGCUCUCAGGAAGUCCACCCAGAUGUCAGGGGGAAGCCCACACGAACACAGAGAGCCAGUAGGUGGUGAUGAAGACAUCGGAUUGUUCAAGGAAACCCCAAAGCAGGAACUGGACCCUGCAGAAAAUGUAGCUGGAAGCAAGAGGCGGCCAAGAACACCCAAGAAAAAGGCCCAUUUUCUAGAAGACCUGGAUGGACUUAGAGGGCUCUUCCAAACACCAGACCACACGGAUAAACCAAUGACUGGUGACCAAACUACCAAAGCACCCUGCAAAUCUCUGCUAGCAGGACCAGGCAACACGCCAGCGAGUCAAAGGAGGUGGCUCGAGACCCCUCCCCAGAAAGUGGGCCUGGAGGAAAAGCCCUCUUCUCUCAGGAAACCCACCCAGAUGCCAGGGGAAAGCACAAACUCACACAGAGAACCUGGAGGUGAUGAUGAAGACAUCAACUUGUUUAACAAAACUCCAGGGCAGAAACCAAAUCCUGCAGUAACUAGAAGCAAGAGGCGGCCAAGAACACCCAAGAAGAAGGCCCAUUCUCUAGAAGACCUGGCUGGACUCAGAGAGCUCUUUCAGACCCCAAACCACACAGAUAAACCAAUGGCUGAUGACCCAACUACCAAAGCACCUUGCAAAUCUCCCCUAGCAGAGCUAGUCAACACACCCGCAAGUCGCAGGAGACUGUGCAAGACCCCUCCGCAGAAAGUGGACCUGGAGGAAGAAGCCUCGGCUUUCCAGAAGUCCACCCAGAUGCCAGGGGAAAGCCCACACAAACAGAGAGAGCCAGUAGGUGGUGAUGAAUACAUCGGAUUGUUCAAGGAAACCCCAAAGCAGAAACUGGACCCUGCAGAAAAUGUAGCUGGAAGCAAGAGGCGGCCAAGAACACCCAAGAAAAAGGUCCAGUCCUUAGAAGACCUGGUUGGCCUCAAAGAGCUUUUCCAAACACCAAGCCACACAGAUAAGCCAAUGGCUGGUGACCAAACCACCAAAGCACCCUGCCAAUCUCCACUAGCAGGACCAGGCAACGCUCCAGCAAGUAAAAAGAGGCGGCUCGAGACCCCUCCCCAGAAAGUGGGCCUGGAGGAAGAGCCCCCAGCUCUCGGGAAGUCUACCCAGAUGCCAGGGGAAAGCCCACACGAACACACAGAAUCAGGAAGAGAGGAUAAAGACAUUAAAUUGUUUACCAAAACUCCAGAGCAGAAACUGAAACCUGCAGACAACGUAACUGGAAGCAAGAGGCGGCCAAGAACACCCCCCAAAAAGGUCCAGUCCCUAGAAGACCUGGUUGGCCUCAAAGAGCUUUUCCAAACCCCAGAGCAAACCAAAAAAACAACAGCUGUUGUCAAAACCACAAUAGUGCCCUGCAAAUCUCCGCUAGCAGAAACAGUCAACAUACCAACCCACAUGAAGACACGGCUCAAGGUAGCUCUGGGGAAGAUCACCGUAGAGAACGAGCUCUCAGCUGUCACGAAGCCCACCCAAAGGCCAGAGGAAGCCACACACACACACAGAGAACCAGUAGGGGAAGAUGAAGACAUCAGAUUGUUCAAGGAAACUCCAAAGCAGAAACUGAAACCUGAGGAAGAUGUAACUGGAAGCAAGAGGCAGCCAAGAACACCCAAGAAAAAGGUCCAGUCCCUAGAAGACCUGGUUGGUCUCAAAGAGCUUUUCCAAACCCCAGACCCAGGGACUGGUGACCAAACCACCAAAGUUCCCUGUAAAUCUCCACGAGCAGAACCAGUCAACACCCCAGCAAGUGGAAAGAGGUGGCUCGUGACCCCUCCCCAGAAAGUGGACCUGGAGGAAGAGCCCUCAGCUUUCAGGAAGCCCACCCGGAUGCCAGGGGAAAGCCCACACGAACACAGAGAACCUGGAGGUAAGGAGGAAGACAUCAACUUGUUUAAGGAAACCCUAAAGCGGAAACUGAACCCUACAGAAAAUGUAACUGGAAGCAAAAAGCAGCCAAGAACACCCAGGAGGAACAUCCAGUCUUUAGAAGACCUGGUUGGCCUCAAAGAGCUUUUCCAAACACCAAACCACACAGAUAAGCCAAUGACUGGUGACCAAACCACCAAAGCACCCUGCCAAUCUCCACUAGCAGGACCAGGCAACAAGCCAACCAAUAGAAGGAGGCAGCUCAAGACCCCUCCCCAGAAAGUGGACCUGGAGGAAGAACCCUCAGCUCUCAGGAAGCCCACCCAGCUGCCAGGGGAAAGCCCACAUGAACACGGAGAACCUGUAGGUGGUGAUGCAGACAUCGGAUUGUUCAAGGACACCCCAAAGCCGAAACUGGAGCCUGUAAGAAAUGUAUCUAGAAGCAAGAGGCGGCCAAGAACACCCAAGAAAAAGAUCCAGUCCUUAGAAGACCUGGCUGGUCUCAAAGAGCUUUUCCAGACCGCAGACCCAGUGACUGGUGACCGAACCACCAAAGCACCCUUCCAGUCUCCACUUGCAGGACCAGGCAACAAGCCUACCAAUAGCAGGAGGCGGCUCAAGACCCCUCCCCAGAAAGCUGAUCUUAAGGAAGAGCCCUCAGCUCUCAGGAAGCCCACCCAGCUGCCAGGGGAAAGCCCACAUGAACACGGAGAACCUGUAGGUGGUGAUGCAGACAUCGGAUUGUUCAAGGACACCCCAAAGCCGAAACUGGAGCCUGUAAGAAAUGUAUCUAGAAGCAAGAGGCGGCCAAGAACAACCAAGAGAAAGAUCCAGUCCUUAGAAGACCUGGCUGGUCUCAAAGAGCUUUUCCAGACCGCAGACCCAGUGACUGGUGACCGAACCACCAAAGCACCCUUCCAAUCUCCGCUUGCAGGACCAGGCAACAAGCCUACCAAUAGCAGGAGGCGGCUCAAGACCCCUCCCCAGAAAGCUGAUCUUAAGGAAGAGCCCUCAGCUCUCAGGAAGCCCACCCAAACGCCAGAGGAAAGCACUCACUCGCUCAGAGAAUCAGGAGGUGAUGAUAAAGAUGUUAAAUUGUUUAAUAGAACUGCAAAGCAGAAACUGGGCCCCACAGAAAACGUAACGGGCAGGAAAAAUCGGCCAAGAGCGCCGAACCCCACCCAACCCCUGGAAGACCUGGCCAGUUUCAGAGAGUCCUCCCCGAGGCCGGAUCACACCAAGCAACGGGGUGAUGCUGGUAGCAUCCAGGGAGCUCCAAAGCAAACACCAGACGGAGGGAAACCUGUGAAACCCCUCUCAAGAGUCCGUAGGGCCCCUCGAGGAAAGCCCGUGGAAGAUCUGGCGGGCCACCGAGACCCUGUAAAAUCUCGGAGUGAAAGCAGCGUUUCCCCGUCCCCAAAGAGAAAACGAGGAAACGAGGGAGGUGGCCCAGGAACAAAGAGGCUGCGCUCUGUGACACCUGCCCAGGCCACUGCCGAAGAGAAGCCUCCCGUGAAGAAAAGAAGGGGGGCCCCCAGAGAAGGACGUGACCCCCCUGAGCCCCUGACCGCAAAGAGAAAGCUAAGGAUUGUAGCGGAAAGGAUGGAAGUCCCAGGGGACCUGACCAGCGGCAAGAGGGAAAGCAGGACAGAGGGGCGAGAAGUAGGGAGGACGACGGCCUCUCCACAACAGGCGAUGUCUCUCCGCUCGAGACGGCCAAAUAAAACCAAGCUCGAAGAGCAAAGGCCCGAGCCUGUUAAAGCAGCAGCAGAGAAAGUGAAGACAGACAGAAAUGACAAGAAGCCCCGGAAGACCUCCCAACAGACGAAGCCACAAAGCCCUGAAGGCAGAGCCAAGAGUUCUACACCUGCGGGCCGAGUCCUUGCAAGCAGAAUGUGUCUACGGUCUACAAGACCGAGGAAGGUGCCCUUGCCUGACGUGGCAGAGGAGAAGCAAAGGGAGAAAGGUGUGGGUGUCCACGUGAAGAAUCAGGAGAAAGAAGUAACACGACAUUCAGACGUCAUGUCUUUGAGAUCCAGAAAAGUUAAGAUCCUUCCUGGAGGAAAUGCUUUGGAGAGUGAAUCCCAACAGCGAGUAACUCGGAGUGCCAAGAGAUGUGCAGGAAAUAUAAAAAAGGAUGAGGACAAUGCGUGCAUCAAGAAAAUAAGAACCAGAAGUCGUCGGGACAAUGAAGAUGUUUAGCUAAGACGUUUAAAAGGGGUGGGGGGAAGCGAUACAUUCCAUUUAGUGAUAUGUUUUAGUAGCAUAUUUGGGUCAAUUUAAAAGGGAGUUGUGUAAAUAAUGUUAUUCGGGUGUCUAAGAAAUCUUAGAAUUUUCUAUCUCCAGAUGGCAUAUUCACAGAGGCCUCGUGGAGGUCAUGGAGAAGACUAUCCACCAUCACUCACAGAGUGAUAAAAACGUAAACCUUGGGUUGGGGCGGGUGGGGGGCUUGGGACCUAGAAAUGGCUUUCAACUUGGCAAAAUGUGGCCCUGAAGUUUAUGACCCGUCCGUCCUUGUCAGCCGUGUGUGCCAGCACGUGCCGCACGGCUCUGUAAAUGCGUCACGUGGGUCUGGGUCCCACAUCAGAAUGUGAAAGCAGGGGCUUCUGUCUCUGUGUCCCCAACACUGGGCAGGCACUCAGGAAACGUUAGGGAAUGGGCAGAUUCGAAUGGAUUAAUGAGACGGGUCAGAUAUCUCUUUACAAUGGGGGAGGCUUUUGGCCCCGCUCGCCAUGGCUCUUGGCCAGCUGCACAGGACAGCCCUCUCCUCGGUGUCCCCAGCACUGGAGGGAAUACAAGUGUGACCUGGAGGAAGCUGGUGGCCCCACCUUCAAGAUGGAAGGGGCCACUGAAUUUAAGGACCGACUGGGAGGGGGCCUGCCUUCUUCGCUUGAAGAAUAUUCGUCUCACCUGGGACUGCUCACAUCUGAGAAGGCCUCCACCCCGAGCCUCAGGGCCGUCGGCCAGGGUGCCCCUCGUCCCUGAACAGUGCGGCCUCUUCCGGCUACUCGUGCUUUCCGUCCCGUCUUUUCCCUUUUCCCAACCUCCUGGAUCUGCGCCUGCCUGUGCUUUCUCAGACCACACCUGUCGGCCUGCCUUAGGGCCCCGCACGCCACCUUGUCCAGAGAACAACACAAACCCUCCUCCUAAGGAACGGCCGUGAUUCCCGGGCUGUCCUCAGACCCAGGCCACUGGGCACUUCCACCUUCUCGUGUUCUACUUUGUCUCGUUCCUCUUUCUGUGUCCCCUAAGUUAGAAGGUAGCGCAUCCUCCCUCCGGUCACCUGUCUGAGUCUUCCCCACUCGUCCAGCCGUGUCGAGGCGAGGAUGGGACACAAGACAGGGUAGCUGUCCCCCACGGCUUCCCUGUCUGUCCAUUCUUCUGUCAUUGUGUCUGGCGUGGAGCCAGGUUCACAUAAUAAAAAAUGUUUGCUGAGUGAA